This is a messenger RNA of Ostreococcus lucimarinus CCE9901, 180 nucleotides long. RefSeq lists its product with no specific name. Lineage: Eukaryota; Viridiplantae; Chlorophyta; Mamiellophyceae; Mamiellales; Bathycoccaceae. The transcript has a single exon. The coding region runs from base 1 to 180 and encodes 59 amino acids. The record is from RefSeq and is a predicted model, not a curated record.
AUGCUGAAAACGAUCGCAUCGCUCGUCGUCAAAGACAACGGCGAAUACUCGCGCAUUCACGUCUUCGCCUUCGUCCUCGUCGCCCUCCACGUCACCGCUCUCUUCGUCUGGAUUUUCUUGACUGCCCGACAGCGCCCGCCGAGCGCGCGCGAUCGCGUCGACCCGACGAAAGACGAGUGA